AAGGAGUUGAGACUACGGGUGGCAACCCACGCACGCGGGUAAACAAAAACAAUGGACCAUGAUAAACAAGGCAUGAUCAUUGAGAUCGAGCCCUUCCCUUCAGUAAAAUCUAUGCUGCAUGGUAAAGUGAUCCAGAGUCAAUCAAGAGAAAUCGUGGCGAAUGUUUUCGCGUUUAUGAAAAGGGAGGCCGAGUUCGGACAACAAAUCCCUCUCCGUUGUGUCACGAAACGUGUUAUUGCCGCCACGGGAGUUUCAGAGAGAAGUAUUCGACGAAUUCAAAGGGAAGCCGAAAUUGUGUAUUCUGGCGGGGCGUCUUCAUUCACUUCCCCAAGAUCCAAGAAAAGGAAGGUCAAGAAAUCCAAAUCUGCUAUAUUCCAGAAUAGUGCUGACAACACAUCAAAAUCUGUUCCGGAUCCAGAGGACAAAGGUGAUAUAAAACCCAAAGGCUCUGAGAGUGAGGAGAAAUCAGACAAAAUGUUGUAUCCAUCCUUAGAGGACUUGAAAGUCGACCAGCUCUCAAAGGCUCAGGGGCCAUUUGAUGCUGCGGAGGCUUUCAUGCAUCAGCAGCAAAGAAGUGCUGGGAAUACAUCAAAUCUCAUUUCGUAUCCGUCCACCGGUGCAGCAGGCAUUUACUCUUCAAUGGCUCCGCAGCCAGCGGCUGUGCCGGUCCAUGGAGUUUCUGCUCCUCCCCCGUACAGUCUCACACCCACAGCUCCCUCAACAGCUGACUCUUGCAGCGUCCGUCAGUACCAUACGCCUCUCUAUCCAACCCUAAAUGAUUACAUGGGCUUGGAUCUCUCACCAGAAACCAUUGCUCUGAACAUGCCUGAGUAUUCUACCGUGGCUGUUGUUCCACCAAUGCAACUGCAGCCAGCUACAACAACCUCUGGAAUGGUUGCUCCUCUCUCUGGUCAUUCCCUUGGUCUGCAGCGAGCCCAGGUCACCCAUGGCAUUCGUGAGCUGACGGUGUGCAAGGAUGCCCAUGGGAAAGUAGGCCUUCGUGUACAGACAGUCAACAGUGGUGUGUUUGUUUGUGUGGUGGUUAAGGGUUCACCUGCUGCAAUGGCUGGAUUACGCUUUGGGGAUCAGAUACUGCAAGUGAACGGACACAUUGUGGCAGGAUACACCAUGGAUCAGGUUCACAAAUUGUUCAAAGAGAGCCCCAUCAAUGGCAUCUCGGUUAUUGUUCGAGACAGGCCCUUUGAAAGAACUGUCACUUUGCAUAAAGAUAGCACAGGACAUGUAGGUUUCCAUUUCAAGGAAGGCAAAAUUGUGGGUCUAGUCCAAGACUCAUCUGCUGCCAGAAAUGGACUUCUUACUGACCACCACGUGUUGGAAGUCAAUGGCCAGAAUGUGGUUGGUGUGCCGGACAAGGAUAUUACAGCAAUUAUUAAUGAAGGCGGACAAACUAUUACCAUCACCAUCAUUCCCACUUAUGUGUUUGACCACAUGGUUAAAAAAAUGUCAUCCAACCUGCUGAAAAGUGCCAUGGACCACUCCAUUCCAAACGUUUAAUUCCUGUUUUUUUUUUUUCUCAAGUGCCAUAUUUGUCAGAAGGAAACCAUGAGUGCCGCUUUGUACCAAAGGGUUGCUACUUUUAGUAGUUAUGACUUUGUAUGGUCUUAGUUAAGAAUAUUUUGAAUAUCAAUAUCAAAGCAUACCCAAAAUAUAAUUUUUACUUAAAUAUGCAGUACUUCAAAUUUGAUUUGCACACAGGGUUGACUAACUAACGACUCUAUGAUUCAUUAUCUUACACCCUGCAACUCUGAAUUUGUAUUGUGAAUUUUCAUCAUUUUAUUAAGUUCAGUGAGGGUGGUGUGGAACUGUGAACAGGGUUGAUUGAAUGCGUAGUUUUGUUGUCCCUCAAACAAUUUGUGUGGAAAUCUUCUACAGCUUUAAUCUAGAUUAAGAUGACGAAGAUUGUUCUGGUUCAGUCGGAAAACUGCAGUCAAUUUGCAAUAAAUGUAUUUUGACAAAAUCUAUACUCUUCAGUAUGAUGUUUUUUCAACAUCAAUAACCAACAGUGAGAUUGUUAUUGCCUUAGUUUGUAUGUGAUCACUUGCUUAUAAAUUUAAGUAUUAUGUAGUUCAUCUCAAGAACUGCAACUUCCACUUUUGUUUCUCUCCUUUUCUUUAUACGAAUACAUUUAAGUAAGCUGCUGC
Messenger RNA from Thrips palmi, 2162 nucleotides. RefSeq names its product syntenin-1-like. Gene Ontology annotation, molecular function: protein binding. The transcript has 7 exons. NCBI's taxonomy places the organism in Eukaryota, Metazoa, Arthropoda, Insecta, Thysanoptera, Thripidae. Gene Ontology annotation, cellular component: plasma membrane; cytoplasm. The record is from RefSeq and is a predicted model, not a curated record. The coding region runs from base 52 to 1515 and encodes 487 amino acids.